CAAAGUAUGUGAAGAUAAGACAAAGGGCAUAAAACUGUCCUAAAGGUUUUUAUAAGAAGCACUGAUUAAAUCUCACAGCACUGAGAGAAACGCAGGCCAGUACAGACCAACAAGAUCAACACAUGAAAGCAACAGAUUUUUGACAAGAUGAGAAAAUUACUCUUCCUGGUUCUUGCCAUAACAGCUUCUGUAGCUUCUGCCAGUCCACCAGUUCAGGAUGAGAAACUUCCUGAUCAAGCGGUGAAGGUGCCAGCGGAUGAAAAAGAACCAACAGCAGAGCACACAGAAGCAGAGCAAGGUCCUCUGAUGCAGCAUGAAGCUGUUGCAGAUUCAAGUAUGUUGGAGCCUGAUUCAGUGCUGCUGGAGCCAGAGACAACAGAGGAACACAGAGUACCAGAAGAGACACAAGUGAUGUUGGAGGAGCCUAUUCUAGAGGCAGAUUACCUGUCUGAAGAGAUGCCAGAGACAGAACUAGAGACUGAGCCAGAAAUAAUUGCCAUUCAGAUUAACAGAAACAUCGUACCUGUGGAGGAAUCUGUACAACUGUUAGAGUAUGAAACUAAUAUAGAGGUGGAAGAUGAAAAAGAAGAAAAUGCAGCAAAGGAGGAGCCUACACUUGAGGCUGAGUAUAUAGUGGUUGAAGAUCCAGAAAUACAAAUGGAACCUGGGAGAGAAAGAGCCAAUAAUGCUGGCGGGAUGGAGAACUGUGUGGAGACAUGGAAUGAUCUGGCGUUCAGGGAUGUACCAUGCACAAUACCCAAACCAUUCAUCUGUUCCUGUCCAGUUUAGACAGCCAGAAGGUUAACCUAACCUGCUAUACAGUGACUUUUAUGAAAAAAUAAUAAAUAAUAAUCAUUAUUAUUAUUAUUGCUUUUAAAAUAAAAAUCUAUAAGGGUCAUUCAGUAAUCAACCCAUGUUUUUAUUAAAUUUGUCUUGCAUUGUUUAUAAAAAAAUAAUAAUAAUAAAAUUUUUAAUAAACCACAACUGAUUCAUUUAGUUUUAAGCAAUUU
Messenger RNA from Cyprinus carpio (common carp), 1010 nucleotides. Its product is annotated as cytadherence high molecular weight protein 1-like. The record is from RefSeq and is a predicted model, not a curated record. Bases 148 to 789 code for a protein of 213 amino acids. The transcript has 4 exons. NCBI's taxonomy places the organism in Eukaryota, Metazoa, Chordata, Actinopteri, Cypriniformes, Cyprinidae.